AAGCUCAAGGAGAUGUCAUCAGGCUUUUACAGCCUGAAUGAUUCUGUGAUUCUAAACCAUCAGGUAGGAAUGCACGGGGCUGAUGGACAUGAACCAGCGAGCUCUGAACGCUGCUGUCUCCCGGCAACAGAGCCUAGGGCGUCUAUGGCAUAAGGGCUCUCACAGCUCCCGUGCCCCGAAUACCAGCGGAGUAAAUCGAGUCUGAGACAGAGUUCCGAAAUCAGAGCAGUCGCUCCUGCUCUGCUCGAGCACACACCAUGACACUCCUCCCGCCCAGCACGGGCAUCAGGCCAAACUCCCCUGGGUGCUGGGGGAGCGGUGGAUCUCUGCCGGGCUUUCUGUCUCAAUCCGUGCAGUAAUCCAGCACCAGGGAGCAGAGGGGAGCCUCUUGCAGAUUUAAUUUUGCCAGGCAGGUGGAGGCUUGACAUCGCAGCCCAUCUCAACAGCUGCUGGUGCCAAAAGGAACCCAGGAACAGUGACUGAGGAGUCACCUGAAAGACUCCUGCAGCAGUGGCACCCUCUACCAGAGCAAAUCAGGCACACUGGAAUCAAAUGCUGAGAGAAAAUGUUUGCAGCCUAUUUUGAUUGCCCAGGAGGCCCAGAAAAUCUCUAUAUGAAAGAAGUGAUGAAACCAAGUCCAGGACAAGGAGAAGUUCUUGUGAAGGUCUCUGCCAGUGCUCUGAAUAGGGCAGAUUUACUCCAGAGGAGAGGGAAGUAUCCUCCCCCGGAAGGAGCAAGUGAUAUUUUAGGCUUAGAAGCAGCUGGGAGUGUGGCUGGGCUGGGCCCUGGCUGCAGGGGCCGGUGGAAGAUCGGCGAUGCAGUGAUGGCUCUGCUCUCCGGAGGAGGUCAGGCACAGUACGUUACAGUUCCUGAGGGCCACCUGAUGCCAAUCCCCAAAGAUAUGACUUUUAUCCAGGCUGCAGCCAUUCCCGAAGCCUGGUUAACAGCAUUUCAGCUGCUGCAUUUUGUAGGUAAAAUACAGGAGGGUGAGACAGUGCUGAUCCAUGCUGGAGCCAGCGGAGUUGGCAUGGCAGCCAUUCAGCUGGUGAGACUGGCAAAAGCAAUUCCCAUCGUGACAGCAGGAACUGAAGAGAAACUGAAAGCAACAGCAAAGGCCGGAGCAGCUGCAGGGUUCAACUACAAGAAUGAAGAUUUUAGUGAAAAAGUCUUGGAGUUCACCCAAGGUUCUGGAGUGGAUAUUAUUUUAGAUUGUGUUGGUGGCUCAUACUGGGAGAAGAAUCUCAACUGUCUGAGUACUGAUGGCCGGUGGAUUAUUUAUGGACUACUGAGUGGAGGUGAAGUCCAUGGGGAUUUGCUAGCAAGGCUGCUCUCCAAAAGAGCCAGCAUCCACACGAGUCUAUUACGGUCACGAGACAAGGAGUAUAAGGAGCGGCUGGUGAGAGCCUUCACAGAGGACGCGCUGCCCUAUUUUUCCGGAGGGGCUUCCCCGCGUCUCCAGCCGCUCGUGGACAGCGUUUACCCCCUGCACAAGAUCGCAGAGGCACACAGGGUUAUGGAGGAAAACAAGAACACCGGCAAAAUCGUCAUCGAAGUGCCCGUUUGCUUCAAGAAAGGGCCCCUGCUGUAGCUGUGCUGUGUGACAGGGUCACCGCGGGUGUUGGACUGCAGAGGUCCUGCCGCUUUCUGCUCCAAACCGGGAUCGCUUAUUGUGGGCGGUGAGGAGGGGCAGAGGAUUACGAGAGGCGUUUAUUGAAAAGGUGGCGAGGAGGGGUAAAGGAUAACGGGAGGCGUUUAUUAAAAAGAGGUUCGUGUUGCAGUUCUGUUGCCGUGAAUUGAGGGCGGACGCGGCGCGGGGACCUCCGCUCUCUCAGGGCCGAGGGCGGGGCCGGGGCUGAGC
Lepidothrix coronata (blue-crowned manakin) is the source of this 1858-nucleotide messenger RNA. It is a transcript of the gene TP53I3, whose product is annotated as tumor protein p53 inducible protein 3. Lineage: Eukaryota; Metazoa; Chordata; Aves; Passeriformes; Pipridae. Gene Ontology annotation, molecular function: quinone binding; quinone reductase (NADPH) activity; NADPH binding. The transcript has 7 exons. Bases 566 to 1588 code for a protein of 340 amino acids. The record is from RefSeq and is a predicted model, not a curated record.